This is a messenger RNA of Dujonia railenensis, 2691 nucleotides long. Lineage: Eukaryota; Fungi; Ascomycota; Pichiomycetes; Serinales; Debaryomycetaceae. The record is from the annotation of a GenBank genome assembly.
AUGCCUGACUACCAGCAGAGUGAUACGUUCCUUUCCAGGGUAUUUGGACUUCAUUCUGUUUACAAUCAAAUAAAUGACAACUAUCAAUACUAUGACGACGAGGAGGAACAAUCGGGAGAUACAUAUGACAGAUUGGGGAGCACAGGUUUGGUAUCUGGCAUACUAGAUCCACCUUCGAACAAGAAUACCAUUAAAAACACUAACAACUUGCUAGAUUCAGACAAUGGUCUGGAUGAUGACGAUGACUAUGAUGUAGAAGACGAAGAUGAAGAAGGUUCUGGAUUUGGGGAUAUCUCACUCAACUCGAACCUACUCGCUCCGACCAACCAACAGCCACAACAGCUACAGCAACAGCAGCAACAACAACCCCAAAGCAAAUCGUUUGUGUCUACAAUUUUCAAUAACAAGCAGGCUAAUGUAGGCAGUGGAGCGCCUCCAAUAGUAGCUACUAAUGCUACUAAUAAUAACCGAGGGGCCGUUGCAUUCGAACUUCCCCUCUACCACAAGAAGCCUGCGCAGCAGUCCACCUCACCCUCCAUUCAAACAGUGUUCCAGAAAAAGAAUCGUCAUAAUAACUUGGUCAUCCCACCCAAGGAAAGAGCAUUAUAUCUAUGGGCCAACAUCAUUAACAUGGAUGAAUUCCUCCAAGAUAUCUACUACUACUACAGAGGGAAUGGGUAUUUAAACAUUGCAUUAACCAGGAUAGUCGACUUGCUUAUCCUUGUCUUUAUCUUAAGCUUUACCAUUUUCCUCAAGUAUGGCAUUGACUAUGACGCUUUUCUUCAAAGACAUGAUAGUACCAUUCCUAUAACGCUUCAUGCCAUAUUGAAACCUUUACAUUUGCCAUUUUCUGUCAAGUUCUUCUUGACAGGGUUCAUUGCAUACAUCGUCUUAAGAUUGGUCCAACUUUACUUCGAUUUGAAUUAUAAAUUGAGAGAAAUACAUAACUUUUAUAAGUACUUGAUUAAUAUCUCGGACGACAAUGAAUUAAUGACCAUCUCUUGGUCUACUAUAGUUGAAAGACUUAUGCUAUUGAAGGACUACAAUGGACUUACCACUUCUAAGGAUCCUCACUACAUCAAUGACUUGAGUUCUAAGGUUAGACUCGAUGCUCAUGACAUUGCCAAUAGAAUCAUGAGAAAAGAAAACUAUAUGAUUGGAUUGAUUAACAAGAAUGUGUUGGACUUUAACUUGAAGCUACCUUUCUUCCCAGUCAAUACACUCACAAGAACCUUGGAAUGGAAUUUGCAGCUCUGUAUUAAUAACUUCGUAUUCAAUCAGCACGGACAGAUUAAUCCUAGUAUUUUAAAGGAAGUUAACAGAAACAAGCUAAGCUUGGAAUUGAAAUCAAGAUUUCAGAUGGCUGCAAUUAUCAACUUGAUCCUUUGUCCCUUCAUUGUAACCUAUUUCGUGUUAUUGUACUUUUUUAAGUAUUUCAAUGAAUACAAAACUAACCCCGGUUCGCUCUUGGGAAUUAGGCAAUAUACACCAUUAGCUGAAUGGAAGUUGAGAGAAUUCAAUGAAUUGCAACACUUCUUUUUGAAAAGACUACAGUUAUCGAUCAAACCGGCAAACACGUACAUAAAUCAGUUCCCUCGUGGGUUUCUUGUCAUCAAUACAAUGAAGUUGGUUAAUUUUAUAUCUGGCUCCUUUAUGGCCAUAUUAGUUAUAUUUGGGUUAUGGUUCGACGAUGAAGAGCACAAUUUUUGGUCCUUUGAGUUGAGUGAAAAUAAAUCAAGCUUGUUCUACAUCAGUAUCUUUGGUACCAUUUGGGCCAUUACCAACGUUGGUUCUGACUCUGGCGAUGAAAAUGGGAUUUCCAUUGACGGAGCCUCAGGAGUUGGAGGUGGCGGAGGUGGUGGUGCAGGUGGGUACACUGAUACAUUCUUCUAUGAUCCUGAAGCUAGCCUUAGGUAUGUAUCUCAAUUCACUCAUUAUCUCCCUUCAUCGUGGAAUGGUAAAUUGCAUACCAUUGAGGUUAAGAAUGAAUUCUGUGACAUGUACAGAUUGAAAGUUUUGACCAUACUCAAUGAAUUGAUGAGUUUGGUAUUGACUCCCUUCAUUCUAUGGUUCAAUAUUGCCAAUUCAUCUUCUUUGAUUAUAGAUUUUUUCAGAGACUACUCUAUUCACGUUGAUGGUUUAGGAUAUGUUUGUUAUUUUGCCAUGUUUAACUUCGAAGAGAAGGAUAAGAAUAUGAUGUACGAUUUGAAUAAGAAGAAGAAGAAGAAGAGAAAUCACCGCAAUAGUAGAAGAAGUGGAGGACAAGAUGCUGCUCCAGGUGACACUGAACUUGAUUUACUCAAGAAGAGAAAGGGUAAGGCAAAGGUCAGCGAUGAGUAUGAAUCUGAUGAUUCCGAUGACUCUGAUCUCAAUUACGACUCUUAUCAAGAUGAGAAGAUGAUCAAGUCUUACAUGUAUUUCUUAGAAAGCUACGAUAAUAAAAAAAAACCUGCUUCCAAGAUCAACAAUCAAAAGGGUCAACUCAAUCCAUCUAAGUCGCCGAAAACUGAUAUUCAACCAAAUGUUCCAAGACAAAGGAAUGUUCCUGAGCUGAUGAUCGAUCACAGUAUGGCCGAAUCCAUGUAUAAUAUAAAUUAUAAAUUUGAUGACAUAGAGGAACCAAAAGCCCAAAAAUCAGGAGUAAUUGGGAUGCUCAAUCAGUUUUACAAGCACACCGAUAUAGGCAGGUAG